Messenger RNA from Serpula lacrymans var. lacrymans S7.9, 1425 nucleotides. RefSeq lists its product as uncharacterized. The annotation marks the transcript as partial. The record is from RefSeq and is a predicted model, not a curated record. The transcript is spliced from 3 exons. Lineage: Eukaryota; Fungi; Basidiomycota; Agaricomycetes; Boletales; Serpulaceae.
CAACUACGUUCUUGGGUCGAAAGCUGGGAGCUCUUUGGUGAACUUUUAGCGUACACGUACCGCAUACGUGAAACCAAAAACCGACUAUUAAAUGAUCUCUCCCAAUGUGGACAAUCAACUUUCUUUGCAGUUCUUCCUGCUUACCACAACCUCAAAUUGCUGAAACUGCACCAAGUUCGUAUUGAUGAUGCAUCGUGCACAGCGCUGGAACAUCUACCGGCCCUCGAGACACUCAUCACCCAUAUGUGCAGGUGCUCCCUGGAGCAUAGUACUCGAACUCCCCUUCCCUUGAAGACCUUCCAUGUCAACAUGCUAUUCGGAUCCCAGUCUAUCUUGCAGAUUUCUCCAGAAGCUUUGACUAGUCUCUCCGUCACCUCCAACAUGGAAAGAUAUUUCACUCAUUUUACUGCACUUGGUCCUUUGAAUAACCUCACGCACUUAAACACUUUUGUACUGGAAGACUGGAGCGAAAGCUUUUUACAGCUCCUCCUUCACUGUCCUCAGUUGACAUCACUUGUCGUUACAAUCUUUUCCAGUGCCACGACUCAGACCCUCUCCCAAAUUCUGCCUCCGACUGCCAUCCCUCUACUCUCCUCAUAUAGUGGGCCGAUGGAGUCUGUAGUAUUGUUCAUUCAGGGUCGCCCUGUGCGGCAUAUCACCAUAACCGAUGAAGAUGAAGAUGCCUUUCCUCCCAAAACUUUGAAUAGUACAUUGGCACAAAUUUCUCUUUUGAGCCCAAGUCUGCAAAGUCUGGCCAUUCCUUCGUGCCCCAUAGGACCAGAUAUACUGUUUACCGUGACAUCCAUUUUUGGAGCUAGCCUACUGAAGCUAGAGAUCAAAUAUAUCAAACGGACACCUCCAGAGUAUGAUAUCUCACAUUCUGAGGAGCUUCGUGCUAUGCGAGCCAGAAUGGGCACAUUACAGCUUCCACCGGUUAGAAACAUGGCAGUCCCAAGUGACUCUGACUCUGAAAAUGAGUCCACAGAAGACUCUGAAGAUGAUAGUGACUUCACUAUGUCUGAUGAAGAAAUCAAAAUGCGGGAAAUAACAGAAAUAUCUCACAGGAUGUGUCCGAAAAAGCUUUUGAAACUCGACUCUGGAAUACCACUACGAUUCCAGGUGCAGAACUGGGACAAAGCAUAUUUGCCUCUGAUCUCUGCGGACAACAAUGGCUUCCCCACAAAUGACUCUUGUAGCGCUGAGGGCUUAAUGGAUAGUAUUGUCCUUGGACAUGUACCUCUACCCUCUGCACUUACAAACCUUCGAUUUGUGUAUGUGCACAACCCGCGUAGCAUAGAAAGCCGGUUGGAUUACUUGGAACAACAAUCCUAUGUCCGAAGACUUUCCCUACUUUAUCCAGAUCUGAAAGAGAUGGUCAUAUUUGAUAGUAAAUGUGUUUGGGAGUUAAAUGACAAUCUUUGGAGA